AUGGGUCGGCACGACCGGAGUGAUACCACGGCCUCACAGAAGACCUGCGUGAAACAACCACAGCGUGGUGUUUCGCCCGAGCCUGCUGAGCGGGUAGGAUGCGGCGGCAUGCACCGCAUCGUGCUGCUAAUGGCGGUGCUCACGAGGGCCAUCGCCCCCUUUGCUAACGUCACAGGUCCACCGACAACGGAACCGAGUAACCCGCCAGCGUCCACCAUGAUGACGCCGCCACCAACAGUCUUCCGAAACCUCAGGGUCACCAGUAAACCAAGGAAGAUGAAGCAGGGGAAAGUAGACUCGCCGAUGCUGAACUAUAUAUUCGACUCUUAUGCCACAAGCAAUAAGCAUUUUCAUGACAAAUUUCGUCCACCGUCGUUUGAAGAAAAGGCUUCAGAAGACACAAUAAUAGACGCAGACACAGGUUCAACCGUUAUUUUCGACUGUAAAGUGACUGCACUAAGGGAUAAAACGGUGUCAUGGAUAAGAGUAUCGGAAGAUGAGAAUUUGGAACUUUUAACUGUGGACCUGGAUACGCACACGUCUGAUUUUAGAUACAGGGUAGAUUUAGCUGGUGAAAAUUGGAAGCUGGCUUUAGCAGACGCAAAGGUUCAAGACUCUGGUGUAUAUUGCUGUCAUGUUUCAACUCAUCCACCCAUGUUGAGGAGGUAUCAGCUAACUGUACAUCCACCCUCAAUAAAGAUGAGCAAAGAGGCGUUUUUAGAGACUGGUGAGACCCUGUCUCUCAAAUGCGCUAUUCUCCAUCUGCACCCUGGUGAUGUGGUUCCAGAGAUGCACUGGUAUCGAGGCAACAAUACAACCUCCUUGGAUGAAAUUCGAGGAGGAGUCCUCAUUGAAACUGAUCAAUUGACCUUGACUAGUCAUUUGCAGGUGGCUCGUCUGAAGGUGGAAGAUGCAGGCAACUACACCUGCUCCUUGGAAUCACCUGUUCAAAUGAAGGCAACUACAAGAGUCCAUGUGUUACAAGGUUAG
Spodoptera exigua (beet armyworm) is the source of this 990-nucleotide messenger RNA. NCBI's taxonomy places the organism in Eukaryota, Metazoa, Arthropoda, Insecta, Lepidoptera, Noctuidae. The record is from the annotation of a GenBank genome assembly.